Messenger RNA from Pseudo-nitzschia multistriata, 3383 nucleotides. NCBI's taxonomy places the organism in Eukaryota, Bacillariophyta, Bacillariophyceae, Bacillariales, Bacillariaceae. The record is from the annotation of a GenBank genome assembly.
CAACGGUGCCGUAGCAUAGUACCCGUACCGUACGGCACCCUGCAAUUGCAACCAAAAGAAUCCGGUUCCAAUUCGAAGACCACCCCAUCGUCUCGUACUAUUUACAAUACAAUACAGUACAGCAGCGCAUGCAGGUAGGUGAUUGCGGCGUUGCCCCGAGAUCGAUUGCAUUGAACCGGUUUGGGBAAAGGACUCUAGGAACGGCAACAACCGUACAGCGACCAGUCACAGGCGAAACAGGCCCACCGACGGACUCCCCAACGGACCACGUACAACAUACGACUGUCAUUCUUCUCUUUUGGCAACUACGACAGAAACACGGAUCGGCGCGAUAGAAACCAAUUAGCAGCAACAGCAGCAGCAACAGCAGAAAGGCCAAGCUCAAAAUGCUGGGGCUCAAGAAAUUCGUCAAGAACCGAAAAGCGCUGGCCGAUGCAUCGAAUCCGAACCGGAACAACCUGACCGCCAUCGAUACGUCCUGUACGUCCGGUUUCAACAGCAGGGCCCACGAAUUCCAGCAAAAGUUUUCGAUAAAGAAACACAUAAAGCCCGCUUCCAAGACCAAGAAAAGCCGAGGCUCCCAGAAAGAAGCACGGAAGAAAGAGCAACCGGACCAACCGGAACAACCGCAGGGGCUCGUGGAAAUCUCGGAGGAAUACGACAUUCAAUCGGCCAUCAGUGGUCUGACCCGAAACUCGCAGUUCUGGGAUCAGGGAGACCAGGAAGAUCCUCCUCCGUGUCGGAUCACCCGCAAGGAGGACCUUCUCGCCGGAGGCCGGGAGGAUGCGAACGACGACAAAUCGGACACCGAGUGGCCCGACGACGAGACGUCCUGGAACCACAAGGUUCAGGUCACCACCUACAGCAACAACAACAUCCACAGCAACAACAUCAUCCACAACARCAUCCGCAGCAGCAACAUCCUCCACAAAAACAGCGGCAACAAAAACGACAAGAGCAACAAGGAUCCGAUGCCCGAACCUUCSGGGAUSCGUAUCGAAACUCUUUCGGACCAAAUCAAGUCUGCUGGCAAUACUUCRAAACUGAGCAAGAAUUGCMAAACGCAGAACACAAACCAUGGAAUCGAGGUUGUUUUGUCACCAUCCGCGGAGCCCGACGGCAUCAAGUUGGACGGCGCACGGGUCAAGGCUCCCGUCGAGCCGUCCGGAACAAGGGCCGAAGCAAUUCGUUCUUCCAACGGCAACAAUCCAAAGCCGAGUGGAAGAUCCUCCGGCAGAGCCACUACCAGAUCCGACGACAGCAACAAUCCAAAUCGGAUUGUCACGGAUGUUMUGAACGUUGAAGUUGUGUACAACAAAGAUCCAGAAGACACGGCUUCUUCCAUUUCCGAGCGGUUUUCCGAAACUAACAAUKCUCCUCGAAGACGAAGCAAGAGCACGUCUGUUGCUAGACAGUCUCGAGACCGCAAGAGCCCAAGGAAGCACACCAACGCCGCCGUCGGRUGGGACGAUGAUACUACGACGGAUAGCGGCUCUUGCCCAGAAGACGAAAAGAGAAGAUCACAAUCCAUGCCUCGCACUCUCAAACGAUUCACUCCGCAUUAUUUGAAGAGCGAAAAGGCCGACUGCAACGAAGAACCAUCGUCGCGGUUGAACAAUAAACUCAGCGGGGGAUCGAAAUCGAAAUCCAAAGCCCAGGAACCACCAUAUUUGUGUCCUCCCUUGUACAUCGAAAAUACUGGAGAGGAAAUCACGUCGACGCUGGGAAGCCAACUCGACGGAUGCGAGUCUCAACAGAAACAAAACCCUUCCACGCAAAACGAAGACGCAAAAAAAGCCCUGUCAAAACCUCGGACUUCCAAGCAGAACGCCGAUUCUCUGUGUCCAGCCAUGUCUGAGCCCAGGGUCUGCGUCGAAUUUUCGAAUCGACACUCCGGAGAAUACUUUCCAAAGAAUGCCCAAGCAGAAAAUUUGAGUCGCAACGAAGCGUGCAACUACAAAAGCACCAAUGACGAAAAUAACCGUUAUGGCUUGGCUGCAAAGCAGUUUUCCGACACAAAACGCAAACCAGAAGCGGCCAACAAAGCGUCCACCAUUCCUUUGCGAAACAAAACCAAUACUAUAGGUACCGAGCUACCGAASAAWGGAAAAAGCAAGAGCAUUGGGAAUGUACGGAUCCGCCGCGCCAUCACGAAAGAAGCUUCGAGAAACUUACUUCUGACCCCACAAGAAGUCGAAGACGACGACAGCGAAGAUCUUCUCCCAAAAUCGAGACCACUGCAACCGAGUUUGGAUCCUCUCGUAGCUGCAUCGACGACGCGAAUGCGACCACAGAAACGCAACUCAGUUCCCGUGACACCGUCUCCGAAAUUUCAAUCGCAUCGGGACGAACGCACGGGUCCUCYCGAGGGCCAUGUUGUUACACCUGUCGAAUCAUYCUCGGAACCAUCUCCUCAGACAUCGACGACUCCGGYUGGUCGCAAGGACCUCAUCCAGGCAUACCUUAGUUUUCGAGGAAAGAACAACGCGAAGGUAGACGAGACAUCGCCAUYCACAACCACGACGGCGAGUAGCCUGACUCCUUCGACGCUCGAUAGUCUGAAGAUGGAAAGAGCAAGAUCGGCUGGCUCAUCGUACAGCACUCCUUCCUCUCGCAUUCGGAACAAAUUGUCGACCUCGUCGAGCGCCUCGUCACGAAACUCGCUUUCGAAGGUUCACAACAAGGGAUCCAAUUAUGCMCGCCCGUAUUCGUUCCAAAAGAACGAAAAGAGAGGACAAGCAGCCGGGUACGAUGAUGCCUCGAGAUACUACCAACACUAUGUUGAGGCGGCCUCGACACGGGCGCUAUCGUCUCUUGUCGUGGAAAAGCAAAGCCGUGAUCUCGGUCUCGAUAUUGGGCCGGCAAGAUCCCKCACACAAAUCGCAGACAACAAAAGGAGGAAUACCCUGUCCAAGAAGUUGAUGUCGACUCCCCGGAAACGGAUCGAUAUGGACGGAUCCACAACCUCYGUCGACCAGUGCAGGGACGAUUUGGCGCAGAUGGAUUGGCGUUCCGUGUGCGCCGAUUUUGGAACAGAUUUGCGACAAUCGAACCCAUCUUAUUCGUAUUGUACAGACGAUGAUUCCUCGACGGAAUCACUGCCACUUAUCACCGGGAGGCCGUUGCUSACCUACGAAGACGAGCUUCUUCCCCACAACCAAUUCAUGAAAAUGCAACUGGGGAUUGGCAAUUGAUGGCGAGCGAGCAAAGACGAAGUAGUUUGCACUCGAAACGAAAAGGGAAUAAUGAAUCAUAGCACCGUACCCAGUGAAUGAAAUGCGGGAAGGAACCAAGGGGAAAGGGGCUGGGGAUCGGCUUGCUGGCAAACAGUGCAUGGGACUAAUUUUGAUUCAUAAUCAUAAUAAUAAUGUUAUUAUAAAUGC